Messenger RNA from Diospyros lotus (date-plum), 1057 nucleotides. RefSeq names its product osmotin-like protein. Bases 103 to 870 code for a protein of 255 amino acids. NCBI's taxonomy places the organism in Eukaryota, Viridiplantae, Streptophyta, Magnoliopsida, Ericales, Ebenaceae. The transcript is spliced from 2 exons. Gene Ontology annotation, cellular component: extracellular region. The record is from RefSeq and is a predicted model, not a curated record. Gene Ontology annotation, biological process: defense response.
GUAAAUUCGUCAUUCCAAAUCGAAAGCCCGGAACGAUCCCCUUCUCUUCCCGCCUAUAAGUACAGGCUCCACUGCGGUUGACCAAACCUAUACUCUGAAGCAAUGGCGAAUCUUCCUUCUUCAUCGUCUGUUCUAAUUCUAUCAUUACCUAUCUUGGUUGCCUUGUUCGCGUCCUGUAAUGCUACGCCCCCGGGAUUCAUUUUAACCCUGGUUAACAACUGCCCGUACACCGUCUGGCCCGCCAUCCAGCCCAACGCCGGCCACCCCGUCCUCGAGCGCGGCGGCUUUCCCCUCGAGAAGCUCACCCAUCGUUCCUUCCCGGGCCCCACGCAGCACUGGUCCGGCCGCAUCUGGGCCCGCACCGGAUGCUCUUACUCCAAUGGUCGCUUCUCCUGCCUCACCGGCGACUGCGGCGGCCGGCUAGAGUGCAAUGGCGCCGGCGGCGUCACUCCCGCCACCCUCGUGCAGUUCAGCCUCCAUCACGGCCACAAUGACUUUUCCUCCUACGGCGUCAGCCUCGUCGACGGCUUCAACAUCCCUUUGACCAUCACUCCCCACGAAGGAAAAGGCGUCUGUCCGGUGGUGGGAUGCCGCCACAAUCUGCUGGCGACGUGCCCGGGGCCGCUGCAGGUAAGGUCGCCGGCGGCAGGAGGGGCGGUGGUGGGGUGCAAGAGCGGCUGCGAGGCUUUCGGAACCGACGAGCUCUGUUGCCGCAACCACUACAACAGCCCGCAUACAUGUCGGGCGUCGAGCUAUUCGGAGUUCUUCAAGCACGCGUGCCCCGCCACCUUCACCUACGCACACGACACGCCGUCGCUCAUGCACGAGUGCUCCUCGCCGCGUGAGCUCAAGGUCAUCUUCUGUCAUUAGGGGUUGUCUUUUGCAGACAUGGGUGGCUGGGCCUGGGUCUUAGUUUGAUAUAUUAAAGUUGAGGAAUAAGGAGAAUUGAUCAGAGAGAUUGGCUUGGCGCUAAGUAUGUGUUCUACUUUGAAAUGAAAUUGUAAAGCCAUGUUAUCGUCUCCAUCCGCUUGCUUAAUAGACGACUCAGUUUGUGUUC